GGGCACGCUGAUCACCCCUUCUCUCUUGCCGCUGGAGUUGAAUCUGUGCUGCCCGUGUCCAGGUGCUGGCCUUCCGGACCGACACCGACGCCCCAUUCCCGCCCGCAGCCGCCUUGUCAUGCUGCCCAAAGUGGAGACGGAAGCCCAAGGACUGGUCCGCUCGCAUGGGGAACAGGGGCAGAUGCCGGAAAACAUGCAAGUGUCUCAAUUUAAAAUGGUGAAUUACUCCUAUGAUGAAGAUCUGGAAGAACUAUGUCCUGUGUGUGGCGAUAAAGUAUCUGGGUAUCAUUACGGUCUCCUCACCUGUGAAAGCUGCAAGGGUUUUUUUAAGCGAACUGUCCAAAACAAAAAAAAAUACACAUGCAUAGAGAACCAGAAUUGCCAAAUUGACAAAACACAGAGAAAAAGAUGUCCUUACUGUCGAUUCAAAAAAUGUAUUGAUGUUGGAAUGAAGCUAGAAGCUGUAAGAGCUGACCGCAUGCGAGGAGGCAGAAAUAAGUUUGGGCCAAUGUACAAGAGAGACAGGGCCUUGAAGCAGCAGACGAAAGCCCUCAUUCGAGCCAAUGGACUUAAGCUGGAAGCCGUGUCUCAGAUGAUCCAAACAAUGCCCUCAGACCUGACCUCUGCAAUUCAGAACAUUCAUUCUGCCUCCAAAGGCCUACCUCUGAGCCAUGUAGCCUUGCCUCCGACAGACUAUGACAGAAGCCCCUUUGUCACAUCUCCCAUUAGCAUGACAAUGCCACCUCAUGGCAGCCUGCAUGGUUACCAACCAUAUGGUCACUUUCCUAGUCGGGCCAUCAAGUCCGAGUACCCAGACCCCUACUCCAGCUCGCCAGAGUCAAUGAUGGGCUACUCCUACAUGGAUGGUUACCAGACAAGCUCCCCGGCAAGCAUCCCACACCUGAUACUGGAACUUUUGAAGUGUGAGCCAGACGAGCCUCAAGUUCAAGCGAAGAUCAUGGCUUACCUACAGCAAGAGCAGAGUAACCGAAACAGGCAGGAGAGGCUGAGCGCAUUUGGGCUUUUGUGCAAAAUGGCGGACCAGACCCUGUUCUCCAUUGUUGAGUGGGCCAGGAGUAGUAUUUUCUUCAGGGAACUGAAGGUUGAUGACCAAAUGAAGCUGCUUCAGAACUGCUGGAGUGAGCUCUUGAUCCUCGAUCACAUUUACCGGCAAGUGGCUCAUGGGAGGGAAGGGACGAUCUUCCUGGUUACUGGAGAACAUGUGGACUACUCCACCAUCAUCUCAAACACCGAAGCCACAUUCAACAACCUCCUGAACCUCGCACAGGAACUCGUGGUCGGACUCCGUUCCCUCCAGUUUGAUCAUCGAGAGUUUGUGUGUCUGAAGUUCCUGGUCCUGUUCAGCUCAGAUGUCAAGAAUCUCGAGAACUUGCAGCUGGUGGAAGGUGUGCAGGAGCAGGUGAACGCCGCCCUGAUGGACUACACGGCUUGCAACUACCCACAGCAAACGGAUAGAUUCCGACAGCUAAUUCUUCGGCUACCAGAGAUCCGGGCAAUCAGCAAGCAGGCAGAAGACUACCUGUACUACAAACACGUGAAUGGGGACGUGCCCUAUAACAACCUUCUCAUUGAAAUGCUGCAUGCCAAACGAGCCUGAGCCCCUAGGA
Molecule: messenger RNA, 1628 nt
Organism: Apodemus sylvaticus (European woodmouse)
Lineage: Eukaryota; Metazoa; Chordata; Mammalia; Rodentia; Muridae
Gene: Nr5a2
Product: nuclear receptor subfamily 5 group A member 2
Exons: 7
Coding region: 119-1618 (499 amino acids)
Biological process (GO): hormone-mediated signaling pathway; tissue development; regulation of transcription by RNA polymerase II
Cellular component (GO): RNA polymerase II transcription regulator complex
Molecular function (GO): nuclear receptor activity; RNA polymerase II cis-regulatory region sequence-specific DNA binding; zinc ion binding
Source: RefSeq, a predicted model, not a curated record